UGCCCACCGCCACAUGCUCCCCUCGCCCGACCCCGAGUCCCUCGCCGCCGCCGUCGAGCUCGCCGUCGCCAUUCGCUCCGCCCGCCUCGGACGCGCCGCCCAUGCCACCGCCGUUAAGCACCUCUCCCCUAGGCCGCUCCCGGCAUUCCUCUCCAACCACCUCGUCAACAUGUAUUCCAAGCUCGACCUCCCCACCGCCGCCGCUACCCUCCUGUCCCUCGACCCCGAUCCCUCCGUCGUCACCUGGACGGCCCUCAUCUCAGGCUCUGCCCAGAAUGGCCGCCCCCUCUCCGCCCUCGCCCACUUUGCCGCCAUGCUCCGUGCCUCUGUCCGCCCCAACGACUUCACCUUCCCCUCCGCCUUCAAGGCCGCCGCCGCCGCCCGGAAACCCCUCGUUGGCCGGCAGAUCCACGCAUCUUCCUUCAAGUCCGGUCUCAUCGAUGACGCCUUCGUGGCCUGCGGCGCCCUCGAUAUGUAUUACAAGACGGGCCUCACGUUCGACGCUCGAAUCCUUUUCGACGAGAUGCCUCAGAGAAAUAUCGUGGCUUGGAACGCCGUGAUGACCAAUGCGGUGUUCGAUGGACGGCCAGAUGAGGCAAUUAAAGCCUUCAUCAAGCUACGCCUGCAUGGAGGAAUCCCGAACACAAUCUCUCUAUGCGCCUUCCUAAAUGCCUGUGCCGGUGCGUCUUACUCGUCCCUUGGAAGCCAACUCCAUGCUUUUAUGAUCCAAUCUGGGUUCGACUUGGACGUGUCUGUCGGUAAUGGGCUCAUUGAUUUUUAUGGCAAAUGUCAUUGGGUGCACGAAGCGAGGGCGGUGUUUGAUGAAAUGCACAUCAAGAAUGACGUCUCCUGGUGCUCGAUGGUUGUGGUGUAUGCGCAGAAUGGGGCCGAAGAGGAGGCUUUUCGGGUGUAUUUGGAUGCAAGGAAAGAAGGCAUCCGUCCCACCGACUUUAUCGUCUCCAGUGUUCUCACCACUUGUGCUGGCCUCUCAGGCCUCGACUUAGGGCGGUCAUUGCAUGCUGCUGCCAUCAGGUCUUGCAUCAAUGGCAAUAUAUUUGUUGGGAGUGCGCUUGUCGACAUGUACGGGAAGUGUGGAAGUAUCAGGGAUGCUGAGCAAGCGUUUGAGGAGAUGCCAGAGCGGAACCUCAUUUCAUGGAAUGCUUUGAUAGGAGGGUACACACAGCUCGGGAAUGCACAUAUGGCCCUCACGGUGUUUGAUGAGAUGAUAGGGUGUGGUGAGGUAGCACCUAGUUAUGUAACUUUAGUUAACGUGAUUACUGCUUGUAGUAGGGGAGGACUGACAAAGGAAGGAUUAGACUUGUUUGAGACAAUGAAGGAAAGGUUUGGGAUCGAGCCCCGUUUGGAGCACUAUGCAUGUGUGGUGGACUUGCUUGGGCGUGCAGGAAUGGAAGAGCGUGCCUAUGAGUUUAUCAAAACAAUGCCCAUCAGACCGUCCAUCAGCAUUUGGGGAGCGCUACUUGGGGCUUGCAGAUUGCAUGGCAAGACUGCGUUGGGGAGGAUCGCUGCACAUAAGUUGUUCGAGAUUGACCCCCAAGACUCUGGGAACCAUGUGCUGCUUUCCAACAUGUUUGCUUCAGCUGGCAGGUGGGUGGAAGCUACAGAAGUGAGAAAGGAGAUGAAGGAUGUUGGCAUCAAGAAAGGUCCAGGAUGCAGUUGGAUCACCUGGAAGAAUGUAGUACAUGUCUUCCAAGCAAAGGACACAACCCAUGAGUUGAACGACAAAAUCCAAGCAAUGCUGGCUAAACUGAGGGGGCAGAUGCAGGCCGCUGGAUAUACGCCUGACACGCAGUACGCCCUCUAUGAUCUGGAAGAAGAAGAGAAGGAGACCGAGGUGCUCCAGCACAGUGAGAAGCUCGCGCUUGCCUUUGGUCUCAUCAGCAUUCCUCCUGGGAUCCCCAUAAGGAUCACUAAAAAUCUUCGAGUGUGUGGGGACUGUCACUGUGCCUUUAAGUUUAUAUCCGGUAUUGUUGGUAGAGAGAUUAUUGUGAGGGAUAACAAUAGGUUUCAUUAUUUCCGAGAUUAUCAGUGCUCUUGUAGGGAUUAUUGGUGAAAGUAUUGUAAUGUCUGAUGGAUAGAUAAAUUAAUUCAUCUCUGUAAUUCUAAUAU
Musa acuminata subsp. malaccensis (wild Malaysian banana) is the source of this 2127-nucleotide messenger RNA. Its product is annotated as pentatricopeptide repeat-containing protein At4g14850. Gene Ontology annotation, molecular function: protein binding; zinc ion binding. Lineage: Eukaryota; Viridiplantae; Streptophyta; Magnoliopsida; Zingiberales; Musaceae. The record is from RefSeq and is a predicted model, not a curated record.